This is a messenger RNA of Clupea harengus (Atlantic herring), 12552 nucleotides long. RefSeq names its product neurofibromin 1a (gene nf1a). Bases 506 to 8869 code for a protein of 2787 amino acids. The record is from RefSeq and is a predicted model, not a curated record. Gene Ontology annotation, biological process: regulation of GTPase activity. The transcript has 58 exons. Lineage: Eukaryota; Metazoa; Chordata; Actinopteri; Clupeiformes; Clupeidae.
CUUCAACAUAACUUCAUACUGCAGAUAGGUAUGCCACGAAUGUGAAUGCUCGGUAGAACUUGAAAUGCAUUGGUUGAAGUCAGGCUGGUGUUGAUGAAGACAGGAUCUCAUCCAAACAACAACUGAACAAAACCAACUUUGACAAACUUAUCACUGAUAGCAAAACAUUUUAGGAGAUCAAAUAUUCCAAGAACCACGCAAUGGCAUAAGGUGCGGAGCAAGCGCAUGACCAACUUCUCUGUCAACUACACACAGGAGUGUUCCCUACGCAAGCGCGUUCACCACCCCUCAGCAAGUUAACUCGGUUCCAUCCCAUCGGUUUCACUGGAUUCGAGGAAUGAAACUUCCGGUGGUGUGUCAUGGCGGCAUGGCAGAAUAUGCUUGAAGUGAAAAAAUAACCAACCCCCACUGCCGUCCUUCGCUAGCUGGCGCUGGGUUUGUAGGUUGAACAUUAUCAAGAGCGGCUGCAUUUUACUUGGGAUCAGCACGACCGAUUCGGCCUGCCAUGGCGGCACACAAGCCCGUGGAAUGGGUCCAGGCCAUUAUAAAUAAAUUCGACGAGCAGCUUCCGAUCAAAACAGGACAACAGAGCACCCAUUCCAAAGUCAACAUAGAGCACAACAAGGAAUGCCUUAUCAACAUCUCCAAGUACAAGUUCUCCCUCGUCAUCAGUGGCCUAACUAAUAUGUUAAAAAAUGUGAAUAAUAUGCGGAUCUUUGGAGAAACGGCGGAGAAGAACCUUUACCUCUCUCAGCUCAUCAUCUUGGACACGCUGGAGAAGUGCCUGGCAGGGCAAUCGAAAGACUGCCUGCGUCUGGAUGAGGCAAUGCUGGUGAAACAGCUGCUGCCAGAGAUCUGCCACUUCAUUCACACGUACCGAGAGGGCCACCUACACGCCGCCGACCUGCGGGCCUCCGCCUCCGGGGUCCUCUUCUCCCUCAGCUGCAACAACUUCAAUGCCGUCUUCAGCCGCAUCUCCACCAGAAUGCAGGAACUCACUGUAUGCUCAGAAGACACUGUGGAUGUCCAUGACAUCGAACUCAUUCAGUACAUCAAUGUGGACUGUGCUAAGCUAAAAAGACUGCUGCAAGAGACUGUAUUCAAAUUCAAGACUUUGAAGAAACCUGCCCAACUUUCCGUCAUCAACAGUUUAGAGAAGGCCUUCUGGAACUGGGUGGAGUAUUAUCCAGAUGAGUUCACCAUGCUGUAUCAGCGGCCACAGACAGACAUGGCAGACUGCGCAGAGAAGCUUUUUGACCUGGUGGACAGUUUUGCGGAGAGUGCCAAGCGAAAGGCUGCCGUGUGGCCUCUCCAGAUCAUCCUCCUGAUCCUCUGCCCCGAGAUCACACAGAGCAUCACCAAAGAGGUGGUGGAUGAAAGCAAGGCCAACAAGAAGCUGUUCCUAGAUAACUUGCGGAAGGCCUUGACAGGCCAUGGUGGCAGUAAACAGCUGACAGAGAGUGCGGCCAUUGCCUGUGUGAAGCUCUGCAAAGCCUCCACCUACAUCAACUGGGAGGACAAUUCUGUCAUCUUCCUCCUGGUGCAAUCGAUAGUCGUGGACCUCAAGGCCUUGCUCUUUAACCCAGCCAAGCCCUUCUCCCGGGGGACAGGUAAUCAGAGUGCAGAUGUGGAUCUCAUGAUUGACUGCUUUGUCUCCUGCUUCCGCAUAAACCCCCACAACAACCAGCACUUCAAGGUCUGCCUAGCUGCUUCCGCUCCUCAGACCUUCCACUAUGUCCUGGUGAACUCUUUGCACAGAAUCAUCACCAAUUCUCAUCUGGACUGGUGGCCUAAGAUCGACACGGUGUACUGCUACUCUGUAGAGCUGCGCACCAUGUUCGCAGACACACUGGCCAGAGUGAUCCAGGGGGCCAGUGCUCAUGCUCCUUUACGUAUGACAACGAGCCAAACAUUCAAAGAGAAGAUGACGACGAGCCUUAAGUUCAAAGACAAGUCCACAGACCUCGACUCUCGCUGUCUGCUGCUGGCGCUGGUCAAGCUUAUCCAUGCGGACCCCAAACUCAUGCUGCAUAACCCUGGGAAGCAUGGCCAGGAGAUCCAGAUCAGCACGGCGGACCUGAUCAUUGGGCUGGUGCAGCUGGUUCCCUACACCAACUCCGCGGAGAUCUCCCCAGAGGCCAUGGAGGCAUUGUUGGUCUUACACCAGCCCGAAACUAUUGAUUUGUGGAAUCCUGACGCCCCCAUCGAGGCAUUCUGGGAUAUCAGCUCCCAGAUUCUCUACUCCAUCUGUAAAAAGCUCAUUGGUCACCAAAUGAUCAACAGCACCGAAAUCCUCAAGUGGCUACGGGAGAUUCUCAUCUGCAGAAACAAGUUCCUGCUGAAGACCAAGGAGAGUGCGACUGUAGGCAGCGGUAUCUCCACGUGUAAGGAGGCGCAGACCAAGCUGGAGGUGAGCCUCUACAUGUUCCUCUGGAGCCCAGACAUGGAGGCGGUGCUGGUGGCCAUGUCGUGUUUCCGCCACCUGUGCGAGGAGGCCGACAUCCGCUGCUGUGUGGACGAGGUGCCUGUGCAGACGGUGCUGCCCAACUACCACACCUUCAUGGAGUUCGCCUCGGUCAGCAACAUGAUGGCCACAGGCCGUUCUGCCCUGCAGAAAAGAGUUAUGGCUCUGCUCCGGAGAAUAGAACACCCCACCGCUGGCAAUACUGAGGCUUGGGAGGAUACCCAUACAAAAUGGGAACAAGCAACAAAGCAUAUUCUCAAUCAUCCUAAAAACAAGGUUGAAGAUGGACAGGAGUGGAUCAACAUGACCGGCUUCCUGUGUGCCUUGGGUGGGGUGUGCCUCCAGCAGCGCAACACCCCUCCCCCCAGCACCUACAGCCCCCCGAUGGGGCCCUUGAGCGAGCGCAAGAGCUCCAUGAUCUCGGUGGGCUCCUGCGAGGUGAGCACCGAGACGUCGCUGGGCCGCUUCCUGGACCGGCUGCUCUCGCUGAUGGUGUGCAACCACGAGAGGGUGGGCCUGCAGAUCCGCAACAACAUCAAGGACCUGGUGGGCCUGGAUCUGAGCCCCGCCCUCUACCCCAUGCUCUUCAACAAGCUCAAGAACAGCAUCGGCAGGUUCUUCGAGACGCAAGGGCCGGUCCCCAUUAAUGACACUAACACUCAGUUUGUGGAGCAGACCAUCGCCAUCCUGAAGAACCUUCUGGAUAGCCACACGGAGGGUAGCUCAGAACACUUGGGCAUGGCCAGCAUAGAGACCAUGAUGCUCAACCUAGUCAGGUACGUGCGUAUACUGGGGAAUAUGGUCCAUGCCAUCCAGAUCAAGACCAAGCUCUGCCAGCUGGUGGAAGUGAUGAUGGAGAGGAGGGAUGACCUGUCCUUCUGCCAGGAGAUGAAGUUCAGAAACAAGAUGGUGGAGUACCUAACAGACUGGGUGAUGGGUACCUCCAAUCAAGCUGCAGAUGAUGACAUCAAGUGUCUGACACGGGACCUGGACCAAGCCAGUAUGGAGGCAGUGGUGUCGCUGCUAGCAGGACUUCCCCUGCAGCCAGAAGAGGGAGAUGGGGUGGAGCUGAUGGAGGCCAAAUCCCAGCUCUUUCUCAAAUACUUCACUCUGUUCAUGAACCUGUUGAACGACUGCAGUGAGGUGGAAGACGACGGUCAGCAGGUGGCGGGGAGGAAGCGUGGCAUGUCUCGCCGCCUGGCAUCGCUACGUCACUGUACCGUCCUUGCCAUGUCCAAUCUGCUCAAUGCAAAUGUGGACAGCGGGCUCAUGCACUCCAUUGGCCUGGGCUACCAUAAGGACUUGCAGACACGUGCCACCUUCAUGGAAGUCCUGACCAAGAUCCUGCAGCAGGGUACGGAGUUUGACACGCUGGCGGAGACUGUUCUGGCUGACCGAUUUGAGCGGCUGGUGGAACUCGUUACCAUGAUGGGCGAUCAAGGGGAGCUACCCAUCGCCAUGGCACUGGCCAACGUGGUGCCUUGUUCCCAGUGGGAUGAGUUGGCUCGGGUGCUGGUGACGCUGUUUGACUCCAGGCACCUACUGUACCAGCUGCUGUGGAACAUGUUCUCUAAGGAAGUAGAGCUGGCCGACUCCAUGCAAACACUCUUCAGGGGGAACAGCCUGGCGAGUAAAAUCAUGACCUUCUGUUUUAAGGUAUAUGGAGCAACAUAUCUACAGAAGCUUCUAGAACCUCUCCUCCGAGGGGUGAUCACCACACCAGAGUGGCAGCAGAUAAGCUUUGAGGUGGAUCCCACCAGACUAGAACAGAUGGAGAACCUCGAGGAGAACCAGAAGAACCUGCUGCAGAUAACAGACCGCUUCUUCCUGGCCAUCAUCAACUCAUCCAGCGAGUUUCCUCCCCAGCUGCGCAGUGUCUGCCACUGCCUCUACCAGGCUACUUGCCACUCUCUACUGAAUAAAGCCAGAGUUAAAGAGAAAAAGGAAAACAAAAAAUCAGUGGUGAGCCAGCGCUUCCCUCAGAACAGCAUCGGUGCCGUGGGUAGCGCCAUGUUCCUCCGCUUUAUUAACCCUGCCAUCGUGUCCCCUUAUGAGGCCGGCAUUCUGGAUAAAAAACCUCCACCCAGGAUAGAACGGGGGCUCAAGCUGAUGUCUAAGAUUCUGCAGAGCAUCGCCAAUCAUGUCCUAUUCACCAAAGAAGAGCACAUGAGACCGUUCAAUGACUUUGUGAAGAGCAACUUCGACGCAGCUAGACGGUUUUUCCUGGACAUCGCCUCAGACUCGCCCCCCAGCGACUCCAUCAAUCACAGCCUCUCCUUCAUCAGUGAUGGGAAUGUCCUUGCCUUGCACCGCCUCUUGUGGAACAAUCAGGAGCGGAUUGGCCAAUACCUAUCAAGCAGCAGAGAUCACAAAGCUGUUGGUCGGAGGCCCUUCGACAAAAUGGCGACUCUCCUGGCUUACUUGGGCCCUCCAGAACAUAAGCCGGUGGCUGACACUCACUGGUCCAGCCUUAACCUCACUAGCUCCAAGUUUGAGGAGUUCAUGACCAGGCACCAAGUGCAUGAAAAGGAGGAGUUCAAAGCCCUGAAGACCCUCAACAUCUUCUACCAAGCUGGCACCUCAAAGACUGGGAACCCAGUGUUCUACUAUGUGGCACGGAGGUUCAAAACGGGCCAGAUCAACGGCGACCUCCUCAUCUACCAUGUGCUGCUGACCUUAAAGCCCUACUACGCCAAGCCCUACGAGAUCGUGGUGGACCUGACUCACGUAGGCCCCAGCAAUCGCUUCAAGACUGACUUCCUCUCCAAGUGGUUUGUGGUCUUCCCCAACUUUGCCUACGAGAACGUGGCCGCCGUGUUUGUGUAUAACUGCAACACGUGGGUGCGCGAGUACACCAAGUACCACGAGCGCCUGCUCACCGGGCUGAAGGGCAGCAAGAAGCUGCUGUUCAUCGACACGCCCGCCCGGCUGGCCGAGCACAUCGAGCCUGACCAGCAGAAGCUGCCGGCCGCCACCCUCACCUUGGAGGAGGACCUGAAGGUGUUCCACAAUGCUCUCAAGCUGGCUCACAAGGACACCAAAGUGUCCAUCAAGGUGGGCUCCACGGCGGUGCAGGUGACGUCUGCGGAGCGGACCCGCGUCCUGGGCCAGUCGGUGUUCCUCAACGACAUCUACUAUGCCUCGGAGGUGGAGGAGAUCUGCCUGGUGGACGAGAGCCAGUUCACGCUGACCAUCGCCAACCAGGGCACGCCGCUCACCUUCAUGCACCAGGAGUGCGAGGCCAUCGUGCAGUGCAUCAUCCACAUCCGCACGCGCUGGGAGCUCUCGCAGCCCGACUCCAUCCCACAGCACACCAAGAUCCGGCCCAAAGACGUGCCGGGAACGCUGCUAAACAUCGCCCUGCUCAAUUUGGGGAGUUCCGACCCCAGCCUCAGGUCAGCUGCCUACAACCUCCUCUGUGCCUUAACCUGUACGUUUAACCUGAAGAUUGAGGGCCAGCUCCUGGAGACGUCGGGGCUCUGCAUCCCGGCUAACAACACGCUCUUCAUCGUGUCCAUCAGCAAGACUCUGGCUGCCAAUGAGCCUCACCUCACCCUGGAGUUCCUGGAGGAGUGCAUCUCCGGCUUUAGCAAGUCCAGCAUCGAGCUGAAGCACCUGUGUCUGGAGUACAUGACCCCCUGGCUGCAGAACCUGGUGCGCUUCUGCAAGCACAGCGACGACGCCAAGCGACAGCGGGUCUCCGCCAUCCUGGACAAGCUCAUCACCAUGACCAUCAACGAGAAGCAGAUGUACCCCUCCAUCCAGGCCAAGAUCUGGGGCAGCUUGGGCCAGAUCACAGACCUGCUGGACGUGGUGCUGGACAGCUUCAUAAAGACCAGCGCCACAGGAGGCCUGGGCUCCAUCAAGGCGGAGGUGAUGGCCGACACCGCCGUGGCUCUGGCGUCUGGGAACGUCAAGCUGGUGUCUAGCAAGGUGAUCGGCCGCAUGUGCAAGAUCAUCGACAAGACCUGCCUGUCUCCGACGCCCACGCUGGAGCAGCACCUGAUGUGGGACGACAUCGCCAUCCUGGCGCGCUACAUGCUCAUGCUCUCCUUCAACAACUCGCUGGACGUGGCGGCGCACCUGCCCUACCUGUUCCACGUGGUGACGCUGCUGGUGGCCACCGGCCCGCUCUCGCUCCGCGCCUCCACCCACGGCCUCGUCAUCAACAUCAUCCACUCGCUCUGCACCUGCUCUCAGCUCAGCUUCAGCGAGGAGACCAAGCAGGUUCUUCGCUUGAGUUUGACUGAGUUCUCGUUGCCCAAGUUCUACCUGCUUUUUGGCAUCAGCAAGGUGAAAUCAGCCGCUGUCAUCGCUUUCCGCUCCAGCUACCGCGACCGGUCUUUCUCCCCAGGGUCGUACGAGCGCGAGACCUUUGCCCUGUCUUCACUGGAGACAGUCACUGAGGCGCUGCUGGAGAUCAUGGAGGCCUGUAUGAGAGACAUCCCAGGCUGCAAGUGGCUGGAUCAGUGGACUGAACUGGCUCAAAAGUUUGCGUUUCAGUAUAACCCGUCUCUGCAGCCGCGGGCGUUGGUGGUGUUUGGCUGCAUCAGUAAGCGUGUGAGUCACGGCCAGAUCAAGCAGAUCAUCCGCAUCCUCAGCAAGGCCAGUCCCCUGCUCAGUAUCGAUCGAGGCCUGGAGUGCUGUUUAAAGGGCUCAGAUAAUUACAACAGUCAGGUUCUCAUUGAGGCCACAGUCAUCGCUCUGACCAAGCUGCAGCCACUGCUGCCUAAGGACUCUCCCAUGCACAAGGCUCUGUUCUGGGUGGCGGUGGCUGUGCUGCAGCUGGACGAGGUGAGCCUGUACUCAGCAGGCACUGCACUCCUGGAGCAGAACCUGCACACCCUCGACAGCCUCCGGGUAUUUAAUGAGAAGAGUCCUGAGGAAGUCUUCAUGGAGAUUCGCAAGCCCCUGGAGUGGCAUUGCAAGCAGAUGGAUCACUUUGUGGGCCUCAACUUCACCUCCAACUUCAACUUUGCUCUCGUGGGGCACUUACUAAAAGGCUACAGACACCCCUCCUCCGCCACAGUGGCACGGACUGUGCGCAUCCUCCACACACUACUGGGACUCGUGGCCAAGCACAUGGGCUGUGACAAGUUUGAAGUGAACACUCAGAGCGUGGCGUACCUCGCAGCUCUCCUCACCGUCUCAGAGGAGGUGCGCAGCCGCUGCAGUCUCAAGCACAGGAAGUCGCUGCUAAUCGCCGAUGUUACCAUGGAGAACGUUUCCAUGGACACAUUCUCUGUUUACCACAGCGACCCAGGCUGCAGCUGUGACUGUGUGAAGUUUUCUGAUGCUCAUUCUAGGACUACGUGGAAGGCCAACAUGUAUGACAAUAAAAGGACCCUGAGGGAGCACCAGCCCUGGACAUCUCCUAAAGUGACCGAGCGCUACCUGGCAGCACACUACCCUAUUGUUGGCCAGAUCAGCCCUCGGACACGCAAGUCCAUGAGCCUGGACAUGGGACAACCCUCACAGGCCAACACCAAGAAGCUACUAGGCACCAGGAAGAGCUUUGAUCACUUGAUAUCGGACUCCAAAGCACCAAAGAGGCCAGACAUUGAGUCAGGCAUGACCACUCCUCCGAAGAUGAGGAGGGUGGCUGAGAACGACUAUGAGAUAGGUGAGCACAGAGAGACCCAAAGAAUAGCCAACUCCCACCUCCGCAAGGUGUCUGUGUCGGAGUCAAAUGUGCUUCUGGAUGAGGAGGUGCUCCAAGACCCUAAGGUCCAGGCUCUCCUCGUCACUGUGCUGGCAACCUUGGUGAAGUACACCACGGAUGAAUUCCACCAGAGGAUUCUGUACGAGUACCUAGCUGAAGCCAGUGUGGUCUUCCCAAAAGUGUUCCCAGUUGUACACACGCUCCUGGACUCCAAGAUCAACAACCUGCUGUCCAUGUGCCAGGAUCCAAACCUGCUGAACCCCGUGCAUGGCAUAGUCCAGAGUGUGGUGUUCCACGAGGAGUCGCCCCCGCAGUACCAGCCCCUAUACCUCCAGAGUUUUGGCUUCAAUGGGCUUUGGAGGUUCGCUGGGCCCUUCACAAAGCAAACCCAGAUCCCAGACUAUGCAGAGCUGGUAGUGAAGUUCCUGGACGCUCUGAUUGACGCCUACCUGCCGGGCAUCGAGGAGGAGGCCAGCGAGGAGUCUCUGCGCACACCCACGUCUCCCUACCCGCCGCCCGGGCAGAGCCAACUCAGCAUCACCGCCAACCUCAACCUGUCCAAUUCCAUGACCUCGCUGGCCACCUCACAGCACUCACCAGGUAUCGAUAAGGAGAACGUGGAGCUGUCGCCCACCACGGGCCACGCCAACAGCGGCCGCACGCGUCACGGCUCGGCCAGUCAAGUCCAGAAGCAGCGUAGCGCCGGGAGCUUCAAAAGGCCCAGCAUUAAGAAGAUCGUCUGAUCGACGCCCCGAGAUCAGCCCCCCUGGAAACGGGCCAGAGAGGGGUGGAGCGCGCCCUGCAGCUCGUCCCCUUCUUCCCCUCAGCCCCAAGUGCUUCCUCUUUCCAUGUCUCCGCUCCAGUUUUUUAAGCAUCCCUCUGUUUUAAAACUCUUGUCCUUUUUUUACCAAGCGCCGUUUGAAAAUCCGAAAAACUCUCAGCCAUUUCGUUUUUUUUGACUUUGUUGAUCCAUUCACACAAACAUGGACAGCAAAAAAUAUGGAAAGUUGCUGACAGGAGAUAAAAACUCAAGCAGAGUGUAGGGAGACCCCUUGAAGCAACAGUUUUGUGCUAAAAAGGCAAAGCAAAGGCACUGGGGCACACAGGGCACGUCGUCGAGGGUGGAGGACAGGUGGGCUCAAAGUUGCACAUUUGAGUUCUGGUUCAACAGAUUGUGGCCUUUUGUGUUUUGUUUUUUUUUCCCAUGGAGAACUGUCAGCCCUUCGUUUUGGAUUUGAAGGAACUCCGCUCGAGUUUCCCUCAAGUCGUGAAUAUCCUGAGGUUACCUUACGGUAAAGGUGGGCAGACCUCUCACAGGCCACCUGAUUCAGGCAACCACAACAAAGCAUUGCAUACGAAAAACAAACGUGACAUUUAGCUCUUCAGUUGGACCGCGGAUGUUACAGCUGACAGAGUGACCGUUGCAUCAAGGAAUUCCCCUUUUCCCCCUAAUUCUCCUUGAGCCUUGGAGAAAGAAGGCACUAUGUCUCCUACAGAAGGCAGUGGUGAACCAAACAUGGCUGUCCAUUAUUUCUGAACUGUUGUGUUCGUUAUGGAGUGAGUUUGGCGAGAGGUGAAUCCAAGAAUAUCCUGUUUAGGGAAACCGAUAUCCACAGUCUUGAAAACCUGGCGAGGAUUGGGGACAUUAUACUAAUCUUACCCAGAUGUACAUAUUAAAGUCAUACAAAGUUAUAUAUGUAAAUAAUUACAGAUGACAAAAUUGCAAGACCGCUCACACAUAUUGGGUUGUUGUUUUAUUCAUGGUGUGCCUUCAUCAGGGUUUUCAGAUGUCCCUAGUUUGACAAGAGAGGAGAAAAUGAAGUAAAACCUUGCUGAGGAAGGGAAGUGCAGGUACUAAUUACUAGAGAUUUUUUUCUUUUUCAGUUUUGUUGCCCAGAUAGCUCGAGUGCUGCAUUGUAAAACAGUACAGUAUUCUAUGAUCGACAGAAAUAUUACAAGCAUCAUUACUCUGCCUGAACAAGUAUUUAUCCUUCAAAGGGACUCCUUUCGAGUAAGGAUGGGGGUCACGCUUUUUAGUUUCUUUUCAUUUUAUGCGUUGUUCAUCCACUGACACCCAUAGCAAGACACUAAAAAAAAUAUAUAUAGAUCAAUGCAAAAAAAUGUAAAUAGUGGGAAAGGCUUUACUUUAUGAGUGAGGAAUGAGUUGAUUUGUUUACAGUCUGGUGGUAUGACCAGGAAAUCAGCGUAAUAUGCAAAAGAAAACACCAAAAUAAGUAAGGAAUGAGAACUUUGAGUUUUUCUCUCCCCCCAAUACAGGAACAAUCAAACCAAUUACUGGAUAGAAGUUAACAGUAUCAGAGUCAAGGAAGUUCCUUUGCGCCCCAGUGAUAAGAAAAACAAAGUUUUCAUCUGUGUCUAGCAGCAACAGAAAAAAACGACUCUCCUUUGUUCUUUGUGAGUCUAGAUCUGUUGCCAUGACAGCGCCCUGAUACUGUAAGUUCACCCUCACUUCAGCCAGUCUCCAAGUAGGAAAUGUUUUAUCCCAGUAAAGGACUUUAUGUAACUGAGGUUUUGACUGAGAUGUAAUCGAACGCAAAUCCUGAAUGCAUGGCAGCAAACCUAGUGACACUGCACCAAAGACUAUCUUGCACUAUGGCAAAUGAUCUUUUAGUUUGCGCUUACAUGACUGGUCUCAGUGGAUAAACAAGGAAAGGCUUGUAACAAGUAACCACUGCAGCCCUACAGAACGUGUGGAUAUGUGUGAAAUCGUCUCUGCCAUUGUUUAUUUUCUUUUAUUAUUAUUAUUAUUAUUAUUAUUAUUAUUAUUAUUAUUUUCUUGAGCUUUGAGUGUUUGCUUGUUGGUCCACACCAUUACUGACAUCCAGUGAUGUUGCAAAUGUGCUAAAAAUCAUGGGAUUGUGCCAUGUUAGUUUCUAUGAAAAGGGAGACUGCUAGGCAAUCAAGAAGAAAAGUUAGAGGAUCGUGUGACAUGGCCCCGCUUCAUAUUAUGUUUUAAAUUAUGUAGACAUGGUCUUCAUCAAAUCAAAGGGAAACUAAAAGGAUGGAAUAUACAAGCAUCAGGACAAACUUGGCCUGACCUAUUUAAAGAUGAAACCAAAGUUCAUACAAAAUACCUAAAAAGUACUAAAAAAAACUCAUAAGCUAUCUCUGACCACUAUAAUUUGAAGCAUGCUCCCUUUAAGUUUGAUUUAUCGAUUGCAUUGAGAAUCAAGGGUAUCCUCUUUCUGUCUGGGAAAAAUAGGGACCAAAUUGAACACACAAGAACAUUUUUCCACAUGUUUUACUAUAAAUUGUAUUACCUCUGUAUCUACAAUUUGUUUUGAAGUAGCCUGUGUGGUAUGUGAAAGGGGCGUCAUUAAGAUGUCCAUUUUAAAACCAUUUGCUGCAAGUGAACUAACGCCACAUGAAGGCCAUGUGCGUCUAUCCUGGUAAUAUUUUAAUGACCUGCUUUGAUUUAUGGUACAGUAAUUUAAAUCAUGUUUUAUUCUGCACUUAUUUGCCUCUUCAUCCAACCAGAGGCAUCUUUAAAACUUGCUAUAGAUCCUCAUUUUGAGCCCUGAGAUAGAGCACAUGUCUUAUUAACAAACCGAAUUAAACCAAAAGUGCUAUUAGCAGAGGACAGGUUCCCCCGUGGCUUCCCCAGAUUCAUCAGAGUACAUAUGGAUGUGUUUACCUGAUAUCCAUCUGAUCAGGAUGAUGUGAACAUCUGUCAAAAGAGCUCUAAUUUAUUGAAAGCUGUAGCAUUUAUGAACAGGUGUAGCUUGUUAAACACUAAAUCCAUGGGCUGUAGUCUUUGAAGGACAAAAAAAAAAAACAUUACUAAUUGUUUCCCCAAUACUGGUUUGUACAUGCAAAAGCCUGACGUUAAAUUGUGCCAAAAUUGAUGUCCAAGUAGGUGGUAAUUGCAUGUGAUUUUUUUUUGUUUUUGUUUGUUUGUUUUGUUUUAUUGCUUAUUUCUUUGUUUCUGUUUGUUUUUAUAGAAAUGCCCCUGUUAAUCAGUGUUUAAAUUGCACCGAAUACUUUAUAAGGUGAGAAAGAUAUAUGGUACUGUUACCAAGAGUGCUUUUAUAAGACAAAAAAGGUACAGAUAGAAUGUGAAUAGGAGAGCCCUCCACCUUUUAAAUAUACAUAGCUUAGGGUUCAGAGCAUAUGUCAUCAAUCUCCACUGAAGUGUUUUUCCAGUCAAAUACAAGGCAUGUUUCAUUUGAUUAUAUGCAAGGCUAAACCUUUGUCUAGCACAUUGGCCACAGUUGCAGAGGAAAAACAAGUCUGUACUUUUUGCCUUUGUAAAUAUUUUGUGUAAAAAUGGAAAAAGGUAUAUUUACUACUGUGUAAAUACAUGUCUUAUUGUAUUAUUUACUUUUUGUAAAGCCGUUAGUUGCUGUAGAUGUAACAUGCAAAUUUAAUUAUUCCAGUGUUCGUAAUAAAAGUUUCCCUUCUAAAA